AUGAAGUGGCCUGUACUGUUCGAAGAUUCCAACAAUGACCUUACCGCGGUUCUACACGAGGCAUCGUCGGAUCUAGUCCUGGGGUUCGGUAUAAAACGUCUCCCUUCCAUGAAGUUUGCCAGUAUCUUCACCAAGACAAUCCUGACUGUGGAGAGUAUGGCCGUCUCCUACACCGUCACCGCCUACUUUUUCGAUGCACGCGAGGUCACCUCGGUCUGGGAGAACCUCACGGAAACCAUCACCUACGUUGAGAGUUGUCAAUGA
Molecule: messenger RNA, 264 nt
Organism: Colletotrichum spaethianum
Lineage: Eukaryota; Fungi; Ascomycota; Sordariomycetes; Glomerellales; Glomerellaceae
Exons: 1
Coding region: 1-264 (87 amino acids)
Source: RefSeq, a predicted model, not a curated record